AUGCCCCGUCUUCCCCCCUCCCUGCUCUAUCGUGCCCACAGAAUCUCGCCCCAUCUCAAGACCCUCCUGCCGGCAUGCCGGGAUCUUGAGUCGGCGCAGAACGAGCUGCGCUGGAUCAGGGAGCACGCCGCCUCUUCCGCCUCUUCUCGGCCCAGCUCAUCGUCGGCAACCACCAGCGCGGAGGCCACGACCGCCCGCCUCGUCGCCCAGCGCGGCCGCGGCGCACCCCUGCAGUACGUGCUGGGCUCGCAGCCCUUCGGGAGCCUGGACCUGAAGUGCGGCAGGGGCGUCCUGAUCCCCCGCCCGGAGACCGAGGCCUACGUGUACCACCUGGCGGAGCGGCUGCGCAGCGGCGCGCUCCCGGGCGUGCGGCCCGGCCGCGGGGACCUGCGGAUCUUGGACCUGUGCACGGGCACGGGCUGCAUCGCGCUGCUCCUGCACGAGCGGCUGCGCGGCAAGUUCCCGGAGGUCCGGGCCGCGGGGCUCGACGUCAGCGCGGCGGCAGUGCGGCUGGCCAGGGAGAACCUGCGUAGGAACGUGGAGGGGGGAGUCCUGCCCGAGGGGGCGGGCGUGGUCUUCGGGCGGGCGGACAUCUUCGCGGACGACUGGCGCCGGCACGUGCCGGGCGGCGCGGUGGACGUCCUCGUGUCGAACCCGCCCUACAUCUCGGCCGAGGGCUUCGACGGCGGCACGGGCCGCUCGGUGCGCAACUUUGAGCCGAAGCUCGCGCUGGUGCCGGGCGAGGGGCUGAGAGCUGCUGCGGAGUCCCUGCGCUGUGAGCUGGCGGAUGUGUUCUAUGCCCGUUUGUUUGAGAUUGCAGGGGAGCUCGAGCCGAGGGUCAUGCUGUUCGAGGUUGGCGAUAUGGAGCAAGCGAUGAGGGUGGUGAGGAUGGCUACACGGAUAGGCAGUGGGGAUGAGUUGGGCUGCGAAAUAUGGAGAGAUGAGCCAGCCACAGGCGAAUCGGAGACUUGCUUGCUAGAUCCUCAAGGUCCUGAGCUGACCAUUCGUGGAGAGGGGCACGGAAGGUCAGUCGUGGUAUACCGCAAACUCGGCGGCGGUUGA
Molecule: messenger RNA, 1062 nt
Organism: Truncatella angustata
Lineage: Eukaryota; Fungi; Ascomycota; Sordariomycetes; Amphisphaeriales; Sporocadaceae
Product: S-adenosyl-L-methionine-dependent methyltransferase
Exons: 1
Coding region: 1-1062 (353 amino acids)
Biological process (GO): protein methylation
Cellular component (GO): mitochondrion
Molecular function (GO): protein methyltransferase activity; nucleic acid binding
Source: RefSeq, a predicted model, not a curated record